Messenger RNA from Rotaria socialis, 753 nucleotides. NCBI's taxonomy places the organism in Eukaryota, Metazoa, Rotifera, Eurotatoria, Philodinida, Philodinidae. The record is from the annotation of a GenBank genome assembly.
AUGAACGGAAAUAACAAUAACAACAGUUCAAUGUGCAAUCAAAAUCAGAUACCAAAAAAUUUACCAUUGAAAAAACGCCGAGCUUAUAUUAUCGAUACGCCAACGAUCGACGUUGAAAAUUCAAACAAUCGUCAACAGGAAAAUUAUCAAACUCAUAGAUCAACAACAACCAAACAAACACACCCGCAAGAAGAUCUUCAACUUCAUCUUCCUUCAGUUGUUACAUCAACGCCGCCAUCAUCUCCUCAACUCGAGCUAUUAAGACAACAUUAUGCAUAUCUAAUUGCUAAUAUCGCAAAUAAUCAACAUGAUAAUCGAUUUCCAUCAUCAGCAUCUUAUGAAUGUGUCAUGGCACAAAAGGUUCUUGCACAACAAUUUCUUGACAAUUAUCGAGCAUUAGUUGAACAACAAUAUCAAAAUUCGCAAUAUGGCUAUCAAUUAGCUGAAGAUAAACAAAAUGCAACACAUUUAACCAUUGAUGAACAUUUUCGAAAAUCUCUCGGUGAUAAUUAUGAUAAAUUAACCGCUGGAUUUUUGACACCAGAUAAUUCAUCAUCCAAUAGUUCACCGAGAGAACGAAGUCCAGUUGAUUCAAUUGAAGAACACUUUGCUCGAUCACUUGGCAAGUUUUGGCCCUUAACAACAUCAUCAAAUGACGAUAGAAAUUCAUCAAUAGCCGCACCCGAUGUUGAUGAUCAUUUUGCAAAAGCAUUAGGUGCAACAACAUGGGAAAAUUUGAAAGAAAAAUCAUAA